CGCCGCCGCCGAGAUGGCCCGUGCGCGGAAGCGCGACCGCCUGCGGUGGAGCAAGCUCUACACCUUCUCCUGCUUCCGGCACCCGCACACCGACGAGGGCGGCGGCGGCGGCGCGGGGCCGUCCGCCGCGAGCGGCAGCCCGGUGGGCGGGCCGGGCUUCUCGCGCGUCGUGCACUGCAACAACUCCAUCCUGCACCGCCGGAAGCCGCUCAAGUACCCCACCAACUACAUCUCCACCACCAAGUACAACGUGCUCACCUUCCUGCCCAAGGCCAUCUUCGAGCAGUUCCGCCGCGUCGCCAACCUCUACUUCCUCCUCACCGCCAUCCUCUCCCUCACGCCCGUCUGCCCCUUCUCGCCCGUCAGCAUGAUCGCGCCGCUCGCCUUCGUCGUCGGACUCAGCAUGAUCAAGGAGGCGCUCGAGGACUGGCGCAGGUUCAUGCAGGACAUGAAGGUCAACAACCGCAAGGUCAGCGUGCACAAGGGCGACGGCGAGUUCGGGUUCAAGCACUGGGAGGACCUCUGCGUCGGCGACGUCGUCAGGGUCGAGAAGGACCAGUUCUUCCCCGCCGACUUGCUGCUCCUCUCCUCCAGCUACGAGGACGGCAUCUGCUACGUCGAGACCAUGAAUCUCGAUGGCGAGACAAACCUCAAGCUCAAGAGGUCGCUCGAGGUUACUCUGCCGUUGGAAGAGGACGAGACCUAUAAGGAUUUCCGGGGAGUCAUAAGGUGUGAGGACCCCAACCCAAGCCUCUACACGUUCAUCGGUAACCUCGAAUACGAGAGGCAGAUAUACUCCAUCGACCCGUUUCAGAUACUUCUCAGGGACUCCAAGCUCAGGAACACAGCCUUCAUCUAUGGAGUGGUCAUUUUCACUGGCCACGACAGCAAGGUGAUGCAGAAUUCUACAGAGUCGCCAUCAAAGAGGAGCAGGAUUGAGAAGAAGAUGGAUCUGGUCAUAUACAUUUUGUUCACUGUCCUGGUGCUAAUCUCCCUCAUCAGUUCCAUCGGUUUCGCGGUCAGGAUCAAACUUGAUUUGCCCAGAUGGUGGUACUUGCAGCCUGAGAAGUCCAACAAGUUGGAUGAUCCAACACGCCCCGCUCUUUCUGGGAUAUUCCAUCUCAUCACAGCGCUCAUUCUCUAUGGGUAUUUGAUUCCGAUCUCUCUGUAUGUCUCGAUUGAAGUCGUGAAGGUAGCACAAGCACAUUUCAUUAACCAGGACCUUCACAUGUUUGAUGAGGAGACUGGCAACACUGCUCAGGCCCGUACGUCCAACUUGAAUGAGGAGCUUGGCCAAGUUCAUACGAUUUUGUCUGAUAAAACAGGCACCUUGACCUGCAAUCAGAUGGAUUUCUUGAAGUGUUCGAUUGCUGGUGUAUCAUACGGUGUGCGAGCGAGUGAAGUUGAAAGGGCUGCUGCAAAGCAGAUGGCGUCUGGUGCUGCUGAUGACCAGGAUAUUUCUCUAGAAGAUGUAUGGGAGAAUACUGAGGAUGAAAUCCAGCUAUUGGAAGGAGUUAACUUCAGCGCGGGAAAUACCCCAAAGCCCUCGAUAAAAGGCUUCAGUUUCGAGGAUAACCGUCUUAUGCAGGGGAACUGGACCAAGGAACCAAAUUCUAACAUGGUUCUUCUCUUCUUCCGGAUACUUGCUCUUUGUCACACUGCAAUCCCAGAGGUGAAUGAGGAGACGGGUGCUCUUACCUAUGAAGCAGAAUCACCUGACGAGGGGGCUUUUCUUGUGGCAGCCAGAGAAUUUGGAUUUGAAUUUUCCAAGAGAACACAAUCGAGUAUAUUCAUCAAGGAGAAAUACACUUCGUCUAAUGGCACAAUUGAAAGGGAGUUCAAGAUUCUCAAUUUAUUGGAAUUCAAUAGCAAAAGGAAGCGAAUGACGGUAAUUCUGAAGGAUGAAGAUGACCGUAUUUUUCUUCUUUGCAAAGGAGCAGACACGAUUAUAUUUGAUAGAUUAGCAAAAAAUGGAAGGUUGUAUGAGCCAGAUACAACCAAGCAUCUCAAUGAGUAUGGUGAGGCAGGCUUGCGGACGUUAGCGCUAUCGUACAGAAUGCUCGAGGAAUCAGAAUAUGCUUCUUGGAAUGCUGAGUUUCUUCAAGCGAAGACAUCGAUAGGGCCUGAUAGAGAAUUGCAACUCGAGCGGGUCGCAGAUUUGAUUGAAAGGGAACUGAUCCUUGUUGGCGCAACAGCAGUAGAGGACAAACUACAAACAGGGGUUCCUCAAUGCAUCGAUCGUUUGGCACAAGCAGGUCUCAAAAUCUGGGUUCUAACGGGUGAUAAGAUGGAAACUGCAAUUAACAUAGGAUAUGCAUGCAGUUUACUUAGGCAAGGCAUGAAACGGAUAUCCUUGUCUACAACGGCUGGUGACCAAGUAGCCCAGGAUGCACAAAAGGCGGCGAAGGAGAGUCUCAUGUUGCAAAUUGCCAAUGGUUCACAAAUGGUUAAGCUAGAGAAGGAUCCUGACGCAGCAUUUGCUCUAAUUAUUGAUGGAAAAGCUCUGACAUUUGCUUUGGAAGAUGACAUGAAGCAUAUGUUCUUGAAUCUGGCAACAGAGUGUGCUUCUGUCAUAUGUUGCCGUGUGUCUCCAAGGCAAAAAGCAUUGGUGACCCGGCUGGUUAAGGAAGGGCUUGGAAAAACCACUUUAGCAAUAGGUGAUGGUGCAAAUGAUGUGGGCAUGAUUCAAGAAGCUGAUAUUGGUGUUGGUAUAAGUGGAGUCGAGGGCAUGCAGGCUGUGAUGGCAAGUGACUUUUCUAUUUCCCAAUUUCGGUUCCUCGAGCGACUCCUUGUUGUACAUGGUCAUUGGUGCUACAAGAGAAUUGCACAAAUGAUCUGCUACUUCUUUUACAAGAAUAUUACCUUUGGACUUACAAUAUUUUACUUUGAGGCAUUUGCUGGAUUUUCUGGGCAAUCAGUUUAUGAUGAUUGGUUUAUGCUGCUUUUCAACGUUGUUCUUACCUCUCUACCUGUUAUAUCACUUGGAGUAUUUGAGCAAGAUGUUUCCGCUGAAAUCUGCUUACAGUUCCCAGCAUUAUAUCAGCAAGGACCAAAUAACCUUUUCUUUGACUGGUACCGGAUUUUAGGAUGGAUGGGGAAUGGCCUUUACUCUUCUCUGGCAAUAUUCUUUCUCAACAUCUGUAUAUUCUAUGAUCAAGCAAUCCGUUCUGGGGGACAGACUGCCGACAUGGCUUCAGUGGGAACCACCAUGUUCUCCUGCAUCAUCUGGGCUGUGAACAUACAGAUUGCUCUGACAAUGAGCCAUUUCACCUGGAUUCAACAUGUGUUUGUGUGGGGCAGCAUAGGGACUUGGUAUGUCUUCAUUAUCGCAUAUGGGAUGGCUUUGAAGUCCCGUGACAACUACCAGAUUAUGUUAGAAGUUCUGGGGCCAGCUCCCUUGUACUGGGCAGCGACACUUCUGGUGACGGCUGCUUGCAACAUCCCCUACUUGAUUCACAUAUCCUACCAGAGAUCGUGCAAUCCACUUGAUCACCAUGUGAUUCAGGAGAUCAAGUACCUACGGAAAGAUGUCGAAGAUGAAACAAUGUGGAAGAGGGAGCGGUCUAAGGCCAGACAGAGGACCAAGAUUGGUUUCACCGCAAGGGUGGACGCAAAGAUUAAGCAGAUCAAGGGGAGAUUGCAUAAGAAAAGCCCAUCGUUGACCAUCCAUACUGUAGCCUAGAACAUCUCUGAGUUGCCUGAUAGUCUUGCCGGCAGUAGUUGUAGCCUUUACCUUGCUCCUGCAAGUCAGCGGUUUAUGGCUUCACUGAGCGUUAAGGCGUUUUUCUUCUUCUUUGUCCUCCCUAAUUUUUUCUUUCAAUUUGUUGCUGUUCUUUUGUCCUCUCCAUUUGUGUAAGAAGUGUUGAGUUGUAAUUGGUGGCCUUACACCACCUGAGUAGAAGUUCCAAAGCCAGGCUUGUAAAAAGUAUAGCUCCUUUCAGUUGGAGAAACAACCUACCGAGAUACAGUAGCUGACAGUAUAUGUAUAUCUGCAAUUUUGACUA
Molecule: messenger RNA, 4004 nt
Organism: Lolium rigidum
Lineage: Eukaryota; Viridiplantae; Streptophyta; Magnoliopsida; Poales; Poaceae
Product: probable phospholipid-transporting ATPase 4
Biological process (GO): phospholipid translocation
Cellular component (GO): plasma membrane
Molecular function (GO): ATP hydrolysis activity; ATPase-coupled intramembrane lipid carrier activity; magnesium ion binding
Source: RefSeq, a predicted model, not a curated record